Messenger RNA from Saccoglossus kowalevskii, 567 nucleotides. RefSeq lists its product as uncharacterized. NCBI's taxonomy places the organism in Eukaryota, Metazoa, Hemichordata, Enteropneusta, Harrimaniidae. The record is from RefSeq and is a predicted model, not a curated record.
AUGCUUCACAAUCCAAUAUUUGACAACUCUGUUUUUGGCAAAACUGUGAAAGAAUACCCAAAAAAAUUGGAUUUUACUUUUCAAGAUCCAAUAUUAGGUGAACUAAAUGGGACUAUAUCAGAAGAUGAAAUUAUGAAAGCAUUAAUUGAAUUGAAACCAGAGAUAUCACCAGGACCAGAUAGUAUUCCAAAUGAAUUUUACAGGUGUUCAAAGAAUGCUCUUAUUCCAGUUUUGAAAUUUGCUGUUAAUGCAAUAUUUGACGCAGGCAUUUUUCCAGAGGAAUGGGCUAAAAGAUUUAUCGUUCCUUUACAUGAAAAAUGCAAUGUACAGAAAUAUUUAAGUAAAUCAAAAGGUUGGUUCUACUGUAUGUUUGUUGACUUCAGCAAGACGUUUGAUUCAGUUAAUCACAACUUACUGAUGUAUAGACUUUACAUUGAGGGCGGUGGUGGGAAAAUGUUGAAUAUUUUAAAAUCUAUGUAUAAAGGAGUCAAAUCAUGUGUGAAGUGCCAGUCUGGUAUAACAAAUUAUUUCCCAUGUAAUGCUGGCGUAAGACAAGGGUGUGCUUAG